AUGCCCGCCGGACAGCGCACCCUGCUCGCGUCCCUGCGCGCAGCCACCCGCCCACAACGACAACCGCACCCGUCGCUCGUCGCAGCUCGUUCAAUCCCCACCGCGCCCAUCCAAACCCGCUCGCUCGCCUCGCAGGUCGACACUCGCCAGGGAUGGACACGCGAGCAGGUCCAGGAGGUCUACGACUCGCCCUUGAUGGAACUCAUCUUCCGCGCUGCCUCGGUCCACCGCCUGAACCACCCGCCCGACCAAGUGCAGCUCUGCACACUGCUCAACAUCAAGACCGGCGGAUGCUCCGAAGACUGCUCGUACUGCGCCCAGUCGUCCAAGUACGCGGACAAGGUCGGUCUCAAGGCUGAGAAACUCACAGACGUCGAGACGGUCCUUGCCGAGGCGAGGAAGGCCAAGGAGAAUGGCUCGACGAGGUUCUGCAUGGGCGCGGCGUGGCGGGACAUGAGUGGCCGGAAGCGUGGGUUUGAGCGCAUCCUCAAGAUGGUCGAGGGCGUGCGUGCGAUGGACAUGGAAGUCUGCACGACACUGGGCAUGCUCUCUCCCGAGCAAGCCCAAAAACUGAAAGAAGCCGGCCUGACAGCGUACAACCACAACCUCGACACCUCGCGCGAGUACUACCCCAAGGUCAUCACCACGCGCAAGUACGACGAGCGCCUCGAGACGAUCGAGGCGGUUAGGAGUGCCGGGAUCAGUGUGUGCAGCGGAGGGAUCAUUGGGCUGGGAGAGAAGGACGGGGACCGCGUUGGGUUGAUCUACGAGAUGAGCCAGCUCCCCGAACCCCCCGAGUCGUUCCCCGUCAACGCCCUCGUCGCCAUCCCCGGCACGCCCCUCGAGCAGAACGAGCGCGUCACGAUCCAGGAGUUGCUGCGCACUAUCGCGACCGCUCGGAUCGUCCUUCCUACCUCCAUCAUUCGCUUCGCCGCCGGCCGCAUCAGCUACACCGAGACGGAGCAGGCCAUGGCCUUCAUGGCCGGCGCCAACGCGAUCUUCACCGGCGAACGCAUGUUGACGACCCCAACGUCGGGCUGGGACGAAGACCACGCGAUGCUCGGGCGAUGGGGCCUCAAGGGGAUGGGUUCGUUCGAGAGUACGACGGUGCGGAUGAAGGAGGACAAGCGUGCGCUCGAGGCGACUGAGGCGCGCAGGUCGUCGUCGGUCGGUCAGCAGGGAGAGGUGGUCGGUGAGUCGCAGGCUGCUGCGACGCAGACGGUCGCUGCUUAG
Rhodotorula toruloides NP11 is the source of this 1233-nucleotide messenger RNA. RefSeq names its product biotin synthase. Gene Ontology annotation, biological process: biotin biosynthetic process. The record is from RefSeq and is a predicted model, not a curated record. Bases 1 to 1233 code for a protein of 410 amino acids. Gene Ontology annotation, molecular function: biotin synthase activity; 2 iron, 2 sulfur cluster binding. Gene Ontology annotation, cellular component: mitochondrion. NCBI's taxonomy places the organism in Eukaryota, Fungi, Basidiomycota, Microbotryomycetes, Sporidiobolales, Sporidiobolaceae. The transcript has 7 exons.